AUGGAAACAUUCAUCAGGCAUUUUGUUCAUCAAUCCUUGUCCUUCCAUCUUCAUGAAAAUGCAAUUUUUCUAUGUGAAAGAUUGUUUGCGGAAAGCCCAUCAAUCCCUCACCUGUUAUUGAUGGCCCAAACAUAUUUUGAGUCGGGACAAUAUAAAAGUAUCUUUUAUUUAUUUUCUUUAUGUUGUAUUAAAUUGGAACACUACAGUGAUGCUGAAAGAUAUUUGAGGAAAUGUCACGAACAUAAUGAAAAUAACGCUAUUAUUAAUUAUUGGCUUGGAAUAGUCUACAAGUUGACUUGUAGAAAAGAGUUGGCAAUUUAUCACUUCCAUAGAAGUGUCACUCUUUGUCCAAUGUUAUGGACUGCCUACGAACAACUAACCCAACUAGGAUAUGACAAAGUAGAAUCGGAUGGAUUGUUUGAUUCCAACAAGGCCACUUCACUUUUUGAAAGAUUUUCUCAAAUGUAUUCUAAUUUAACUGGAAACCAACCAAAUAGUCUUACCAAUAUUCCUUUGAUGCCCAAUUUUAAUUUUACUCCAAUGCAAAACACAGGCACUGAAUUUAAUUCUAAUCCACUUAUUGAUCGUGACACAAUUAUGGAUCAGCCAUUUAUUCAACUUUCAAAUGAUCAUGCAGGAAUUUCAUCUACCCCAAGCAAAUCAAAAUCAGGAAAUGACUUGAUAAGCUCCAAUAUAAUCAAUACAUCCACUGCUAAAACACCAAACAUCUCAUCAACUAAAAGCAAAACUAGAACUAGUAUAGGAAGUGCUUCAAGAAGUAGUUUAGGAAAUGAUCUACUCAAUAGCACUUCAACACAACAAACUCCAAAUUCAUUCUUCUAUAGAACUCCUUCUCCUCAACAGUCUCCUUCCUCAAUUAUUAAUCACCCACCAGUGUUAGCUCAAAAACCAAAACCUCCAAGAAAGAGCCAAACCAUCACUGGAGUCACAACAAAGAAAAUAUCAUUCGACUCUGCCGAUAAAAAGCUAGGAAGAUCAAGUAUUACAAGCUCGAGUAGCGAAGCAUCUCCACAAAGACCAUACCAAAGAGAUUCUCUGCCUAAUCAACCAGAAUUAAUUUUGAGUGCAACAACACCUCUUCCAUCAAUUCCUUUGGAUCCAAGUUCUGUAUCAUUCCCUUCCUUCAGCACAUGGCAGUCAACAUUUUCAUUUAAUUAUAAGAAAGUUACUGUAAAUGAUGUAAGGGCAAUACUCUCCCUCCUUUAUGCACAUGCCAUACCAUACAAAUUCUUUUCCCAAUACAAAGGAAAGGAAGCCAUAGAGGCUUUCGAAAGACUUCCUCCAAAACAUUAUCAAAGUGGGUGGACGUUACAACAUGUGGGAAGAUCUCAUUUCGAGAUGGCUCAAUAUGAAGAUGCAGAAACUGCAUUCGAAAAGAUACAAAUGAAUGAGCCAUACAGAUUGGAAGGAUUGGAAAUAUACAGCACCAUAUUGUGGCACUUGAAAAAAGAUAAGAAGCUCAGUUAUCUUGCUCAACAUAUGAGUGAAAUUGAUAAAAUGGCACCACAAACAUUGUGUGCCAUCGGUAACUGUUUCAGUCAACAAAAGGACCAUGAGACAGCCUUAAAAUUCUUCGAACGAGCUACAAAAGUUAAUAAUCUUUUCACCUAUGCCUAUACAUUAGCUGGCCAUGAAAGAGCUGCAAAUGAUGAUUUGGAUGGUGCAUUACAAUGCUAUAGACAUGCAAUUAGAAUAGAUGACAGACAUUAUAAUGCAUGGUAUGGUAUUGGCACAGUUUACUUUAGACAGGAAAAGUAUCAAUUGGCUAUGUAUCAUUUCUCCAAAGCCAUCAGUAUUAAUUCUAAGAGUUCAGUACUCUAUUGUUAUGCGGGUAUGGCAGAAGCUGCCUGUAAUCACUUUGAGUCAGCAAUUAAAAUGUUCACUUGUGCCAUCAAGAUUCAUCCACAAAACCCAAUGCCCAAAUUUAAGAAAGCUAAUGCCCUCAUAUCACUCCAAAAGUAUAACGAAGCACUGGAAGAAUUGAAAGAACUGAAGCAUAUGGUUCCAAAAGAAUCUCAAAUUUACUUUACAUGUGGUAAAAUUUAUGCCUCCAGAAAGCAGAAAGACCUGGCUUUGUAUGAGUUUAAUAUUGCUCUCGAUUUAGAUGGCUCUAAAGAAAAUCCUCUCAUUAAAGAAGCUAUUGCAAAGCUCUAUGAGAUGGAUGAUGAAAAACUUGAAGAAUAAAGACUUUUUAUAUCAUUGUC
Molecule: messenger RNA, 2225 nt
Organism: Naegleria gruberi
Lineage: Eukaryota; Heterolobosea; Eutetramitea; Acrasida; Naegleriidae
Product: cell division cycle protein 27
Exons: 4
Coding region: 1-2205 (734 amino acids)
Biological process (GO): cell division
Molecular function (GO): protein binding
Source: RefSeq, a predicted model, not a curated record